UGUUUCUUCCCACUUGACAUAAGAUAUCAGAUCAAUCACUGCCUUUUAAGAUUUUAUAAGGAAACAAUUUUCUCAUGUUCAUCUUUUCUUCUUCUUCUGCUUCGCAUCAUCAAGGACAUAAAAGCACCUUCUUUUUCUGCUGCUACUAACUCUCAUUCUUCUCUAAAGGCACAAGCUUUCGAAAAAACGAAAUGCUUUUCCAAAUCUUUCUUGCUUUUCUCGUCUUCCCCGGCUUCGUUUUCUCGCUCAACCAAGAAGUUCUUUACCUGCACAGAGCGAAGCUCGGGUUCGACGACCCGGACGGCGUGCUUUCCGGCUGGAAUGACCGGGAUGACUCGCCGUGUCACUGGUUUGGUGUUGGGUGUGAAUUGGGGGAUGGGUCUGUGACAAGAUUGGAGCUUUCUAAUGCUAACAUUGCUGGGUCUUUUCCGGUGGUUCUUUGCCGGCUUAAGAAUUUGAGGUUUAUUUCUUUGUAUAAUAACUCGAUAGGUUCGACUCUUCCUGAUGGGUUGUCGGGUUGUGAGGCCUUGGAGCACCUCGAUUUGGGUCAGAAUUACUUGACUGGGUCGCUUCCGGCGAGCUUGGCUGAGCUGCCCAACUUGAAAUAUCUUGACCUGACGGGGAAUAAUUUUUCCGGCGACAUUCCGGCGAGUUUCGGGUCGUUCCAGAAACUUGAGGUGUUGGGGCUGGUUCAGAAUUUGUUUCAAGGUACUAUUCCCGGUUUUCUCGGGAACAUUUCGAGUCUGAAACAACUAAAUCUGUCGUACAACCCGUUUUCGCCGGGUCGGAUCCCGCCGGAGCUCGGAAACCUCACGAAUCUCGAGUACUUAUGGCUCACAGACUGCAACUUAAUCGGGGAGAUUCCUGACUCGCUGAGUCGACUCACCAAGCUCCUCGAUUUCGACGUGGCUUCGAACAAGUUGACCGGCCCUGUUCCGAUUUGGCUCACUGAGUUAACCAGCGCCCAGCAAAUUGAACUCUACAAUAACUCGUUUACCGGAGAACUUCCGGCGACCGGGUGGUCCAAGAUGACGGCGCUGAGACGAAUCGACGUGUCCAUGAACCAGUUGGCCGGGACCAUUCCUAAUGAGCUAUGCGAGUUGCCGCUCGAGUCACUCAAUCUCUAUGAGAAUCAGUUAGAAGGCGAGUUACCGGAGAGCAUAGCAAAUUCACCAAAUCUAUAUGAGUUACGCCUCUUUCGCAAUCAUCUCAAAGGAAAUUUACCGAAAAAUCUCGGCAAGAACUCGUCUUUACUCUGGAUUGAUGUUUCGGAGAAUGAUUUCUCCGGUGAAAUCCCGGAAAAUUUGUGUGGGUUGGGUUCUCUGGAGGAGGCGAUGAUGAUAUAUAAUUCCCUCUCCGGCGAAAUUCCGGCGAGUUUGGGCCAAUGCCGGAGCUUACGACGUGUAAGACUGUCGCACAAUAAAUUCUCCGGCAACGUUCCGACCGGGCUCUGGGGAUUGCCCCAUGUCUCCUUGCUUGACCUGGCCGGCAACUCAUUUUCCGGUGAAAUUGCAAAAACCAUAGCCGGUGCCGCAAAUUUGUCGGCUUUGUUUUUGUCAAAGAACAGAUUUUCCGGUACCAUUCCGGAGGAGAUUGGUUUUCUUGAUAAGCUUCUUGAUUUUCUGGGCGAUGAAAAUCAGUUUUCCGGGCCUUUACCUUCCACCAUGGUGAAUCUUGGACAGCUGGGAAGAUUGGAUCUUCACAACAAUGAACUAUCUGGUGAGCUUCCUCAUGGAAUUCAUUCUUGGAAGAAGUUGAAUGAGUUAAACUUAGCAAAUAAUGGUUUUUCUGGGAAUAUUCCUCAAGAAAUUGGUAGUUUGUCUGUUUUGAACUAUCUUGAUUUAUCAGGAAACCAGUUUUCAGGGAAAAUUCCUUCAGAAUUACAAAAUUUGAAGCUUAAUCAGUUUAACUUGUCUAACAAUCACCUCUCCGGUGAUAUUCCGUCUUUGUAUGCUAAGCCAAUGUAUAAGACUAGCUUUCUCGGGAAUUCUGGGUUGUGUGGAGAAAUCGAGGGGUUGUGUGAUGGGAGAGAUGAGAGGAAAAACACUGGUUAUGCUUGGCUAUUGAGAUCGAUCUUUGUGCUUGCUGGGCUGGUGCUUAUCGUGGGAGUUAUGUGGUUCUAUUGGAAGUAUAUGAAUUUCAAGAAGGCGAAACGGGCUAUAGAUAGAUCAAAAUGGUCCUUGAUGUCGUUUCAUAAAUUAGGUUUCGAUGAGUAUGAGAUAUUGGAUGGUCUUGAUGAAGAUAAUGUCAUUGGAAGCGGAUUGUCUGGAAAGGUUUACAAGGUUGUGCUGAGCAGUGGCGAGGUGGUUGCUGUGAAGAAGAUCGAGAAGAAUUUGAAGCUAGCUGAUGAGAGCAGUGACAUUGAGAAAGGCGGUUCUCAAGACGAUGGGUUUGAAGCAGAGAUCGAGACAUUGGGGAAGAUUAGGCAUAAGAACAUUGUUAAGCUAUUUUGUUCGUGUAUUACAAGAGAUUGCAAGCUUUUGGUUUACGAGUACAUGCCCAACGGGAGCUUGGGCGAUUUGCUACACAGCAGCAAAAGCGGCCUGCUGGAUUGGCCUAUGAGGUAUAAGAUCGCGAUGGAUGCUGCAGAGGGGCUCUCCUAUCUUCACCACGAUUGUGCUCCCCCAAUUGUCCACAGAGAUGUGAAGUCGAAUAAUAUACUGCUGGACGGGGAUUUUGGUGCUCGAGUUGCUGACUUUGGGAUAGCCAAGGUGGUCGAUGCAAACGAAAAAGGAACAAAAUCCAUGUCUCGCGUUGUAGGCUCGUGUGGGUAUAUUGCACCAGAGUAUGCCUACACACUUAGAGUGAACGAGAAGAGUGAUAUAUACAGUUUCGGGGUGGUGAUUCUGGAGUUAGCCACGGGGAGGCUCCCCGUUGAUCCAGAAUUCGGGGAAAAGGAUCUGGUGAAGUGGGUAUGCACGACGUUGGACCAGAAGGGCGUCGACCAUGUGAUUGAUCCGAAGCUCGAUACUUGUUUCAAGGAGGAAAUCUGCAAAGCCCUGAACAUAGCCCUCCUCUGCACCAGCCCUCUCCCCAUCAACCGACCCUCCAUGAGACGCGUGGUGAAGAUGCUGCAAGAAAUCGGGGCUGCAAACCAGCCCAAGUCGGGGUCCAAGGAUGGCAAACUCACGCCUUACUACUACGAGGAUGCCUCAGACACCGGAAGUGUAGCUUAGAGAGGUCGAAGCCCAUCAGCUUGUAUUCUCGUCAUGAACUCUUGUUCAUCUCACAGCGGGAAAGAUCAGAGAGCAGAAAAUUAAUCACUUCAGGAAUUGGAAGUGUGCUUGCUUGCUUGCAUAGUGUAAUCUGUAAAUUACUCAACCACAAAGCUCCCAAUAUUCCUGUUCCUAGUUUGAACAAGUUGUAUGCAUUUAAGGUUUUGUACUUGUGUUCUUCAAUGAAGGUGAAGCUAAAAGUAGUAUUAACAGUACACUCUGAUGUCCCCCAGCGUUGUUUGCCGUGGUGAAUAUCUUUUAUGUGUUGGAAUGAACAAAAAUGUCAGUUGGUUGGUA
Molecule: messenger RNA, 3512 nt
Organism: Ipomoea triloba (trilobed morning glory)
Lineage: Eukaryota; Viridiplantae; Streptophyta; Magnoliopsida; Solanales; Convolvulaceae
Product: receptor-like protein kinase HSL1
Exons: 2
Coding region: 192-3176 (994 amino acids)
Biological process (GO): protein phosphorylation
Molecular function (GO): ATP binding; receptor serine/threonine kinase binding; protein kinase activity
Source: RefSeq, a predicted model, not a curated record